AUGGUGAAAAGGAAAAGCUCAGAAGGCCAGGAGCAGGAGAGCGGCCGUGGCAUCCCUCUGCCCAUCCAGACCUUCCUAUGGAGGCAAACCAGUGCAUUUUUGAGACCUAAAUUGGGGAAACAAUAUGAAGCUUCCUGUGUGUCUUUUGAAAGAGUAUUAGUAGAGAACAAGCUGCAUGGCCUUUCUCCAGCUCUUUCUGAAGCCAUCCAGAGCAUUUCUCGCUGGGAACUUGUCCAAGCUGCGCUCCCGCAUGUGCUGCACUGCACCGCAACGUUGCUCUCCAACCGGAACAAGCUAGGACAUCAGGAUAAGCUUGGAGUAGCUGAAACAAAGCUCCUUCACACCCUUCACUGGAUGCUGCUGGAGGCCCCGCAGGACUGCAGCAAUGACCGAUUUGGAGGAGACAGAGGUUCUAGUUGGGGAGGGAGCAGUAGUGGCUUUAUCCACCAGGCUGAAAACCAGGGGUCACCAGGACAUCCCCGGCCCAGCACCAUGAAUGAUGAAGAGGAAAAUAACAGAAGGAAGUUCUUCCAGAACUCCAUGGCCACAGUGGAGCUCUUUGUGUUCCUUUUUGCUCCCCUUGUCCACAGGAUUAAAGAGUCUGAUCUGACAUUUCGGUUGGCUAGUGGCCUAGUUAUUUGGCAGCCUAUGUGGGAACACAGACAGCCUGAAGUUUCUGCCUUCACUGCGCUUGUAAAACCAAUCAGGAACAUCAUUACAGCUAAAAGAAGUUCUCCCACCAACAAUCAGAGCAUGACUUGUGAAUCCCUUAAUCUGGACACUGGACAUACCGAGGGACUACAGGUGGUGUGUGAGACAACCCAGCCAGGUUCUGUACCUCCAAAGGCCACUGUUUCAGCUUGUCAUCGUGGAAAUUCCUUGGAUGGAAGCGUAUCCUCCCAAACCUCUCAGGAGAGAGGUACUGCACAUCCCAGGGUGUCCUUGGUGAUCCCACCAUGCCAGAAGUCUCGCUAUGCCACAUACUUUGAUGUGGCAGUCCUGCGCUGCCUGCUGCAGCCACACUGGUCCGAGGAGGGCACACAGUGGUCACUCAUGUACUACCUGCAGAGGCUGAGGCAUAUGCUGCAAGAAAAGCCGGAGAAACCACCUGAGCCAGAGAUCACCCCUUUACCAAGACCUCGCAGCAGCUCCAUGGUGGCUGCUGCCCCCUCUCUGGUGAAUACCCACAAAACUCAGGAUCUUACAAUGAAAUGUAACGAGGAAGAAAAAUCACUAAGCACAGAAGCAUUUUCCAAGGUUUCACUGACCAACUUGCGUAGACCAGCAGUUCCAGAUCUCUCAACAGACCUGGGGAUGAACAUCUUCAAAAAGUUCAAGAGCCGCAAAGAGGACAGGGAGCGUGAGCGAAAAGGGUCAAUUCCUUUCCACCAUACUGGGAAGAAGAGGCAGCGAAGGAUGGGGGUGCCCUUCCUCCUCCACGAGGACCAUUUGGAUGUGUCUCCCACUCGCAGCACUUUCUCCUUCGGCAGCUUCUCUGGAAUCGGAGAGGACCGGCGUGGCCUUGAGAGAGGAGGAUGGCAAACCACCAUAUUAGGAAAGUUUACCAGACGGGGGAGCUCUGACACAGCAACGGAGAUGGAGAGCCUGAGCGCCAGGCAUUCACAUUCCCAUCACACGCUGGUCUCCGAUCUGCCGGACCACUCGAACAGCCAUGGGGAGAACACAGUCAAAGAAGUGCGGUCCCAGAUCUCCACCAUCACUGUGGCCACCUUCAACACUACCCUGGCCUCAUUCAAUGUGGGCUAUGCAGAUUUCUUCAGCGAGCACAUGAGGAAGCUUUGCAACCAGGUGCCUAUCCCUGAGAUGCCCCAUCAACCGCUCGCAUGUGCCAACCUCCCACGGAGCCUGACAGACUCCUGCAUCAAUUACAGUUGCCUGGAAGACACGGAUCACAUUGAUGGAACCAACAACUUUGUCCACAAGAAUGGCAUGCUGGAUCUCUCGGUGGUCCUGAAGGCUGUUUACUUGGUCCUGAACCAUGACAUCAGUUCCCGGAUUUGUGAUGUGGCACUGAACAUUGUGGAGUGCUUACUUCAGCUUGGUGUGGUGCCCUGUGUAGAGAAGGUUCGGAGGAAGAGUGAGAACAAAGAAAAUGAGGCCCCUGAAAAAAGACCAAGUGAAGGAUCCUUCCAGCUCAAAGGGGCUGCUUCUGGUGGUUCAGCUUGUGGAUUUGUGCCUCCGCCAGAUGAAGGCCCAUCGCUCAGCACCCAUAGGCUGGCACUCACAAUGCUGAUCAAAAUUGUGAAGUCCCUCGGUUGUGCCUAUGGUUGUGGAGAAGGACACCGAGGGCUCUCUGGAGAUCGCCUGAGACACCAGGUAUUCCGGGAGAAUGCUCAGAGCUGCCUCACAAAGCUGUACAAACUGGAUAAGAUGCAGUUCCGGCAGACCAUGAGGGAUUAUGUGAACAGGGACUCUCUCAAUAAUGUGGUGGAUUUCCUGCAUGCUUUACUGGGAUUCUGCAUGGAGCCAGUCACUGACA
Molecule: messenger RNA, 2500 nt
Organism: Chaetura pelagica (chimney swift)
Lineage: Eukaryota; Metazoa; Chordata; Aves; Apodiformes; Apodidae
Product: protein unc-80 homolog
Exons: 15
Biological process (GO): monoatomic cation homeostasis
Cellular component (GO): cation channel complex; axon
Molecular function (GO): monoatomic cation channel activity
Source: RefSeq, a predicted model, not a curated record